Hevea brasiliensis (rubber tree) is the source of this 1020-nucleotide messenger RNA. RefSeq lists its product as uncharacterized. Bases 86 to 892 code for a protein of 268 amino acids. Gene Ontology annotation, molecular function: calcium ion binding. The transcript is spliced from 3 exons. The record is from RefSeq and is a predicted model, not a curated record. NCBI's taxonomy places the organism in Eukaryota, Viridiplantae, Streptophyta, Magnoliopsida, Malpighiales, Euphorbiaceae.
UGCACUUGAUCCAAGUAGAUAUAAAUAAGAACUCCCACUCCUUGCCCAACAACUUCAUAAAUUCCCAAAAACAAAUAGAAACAAGAUGCCGCUUCUUAUCACCAAAAGCAAACAUGGAAGUACUGUUCUGUUAGAAGAUCAGUUGAGGGGUCUUCUGAAGAGAUACGACGCUAACAAUGAUGGCAAGCUAAGCAAGGCUGAGCUGAAGGUUGCGUUCAAAAGCCUAGGCUCUCAUUUUGCUGGCUGGAGAGCUAUGAGGGCAAUUCACCACGCUGACGCCAAUGGCGAUGGAUGUAUCAGCGAAGAUGAGAUGGAGGAGCUUAUCAAAUAUGCUAUAACAUAUUUGACAAGCUCCUCCAUCUCAUCUUCGCUGAUAUAUCCAUCGUCAUUGGCAUCAGCGUGGUGGAUUGCCCACCCAGCUCUCCAGCCGGGAAUACGAGAGCCUAAGCUUUUGAACGCAGCCUUCAGCUCAUCCUUGCUUAGCUUGCCAUCAUUGUUGGUGUCGUAUCUCUUCAGAAGGCCCUUCAACUGGUCUGCUAACAGAUCAACGCUUGCAGAAGAACUCCCACUCCUUGCCCAACAACUUCAUAAAUUCCCAAAACCAAAUAGAAACAAGAUGCCGUUUUUUAUCAACGAAUGCAAACAAGCAAGUACUGUUCUGUUAGACGAUCAGUUGAGGGGUCUUCUGAAGAGAUACGACGCUAACAAUGAUGGCAAGCUAAGCAAGGCUGAGCUGAAGGUUGCGUUCAAAAGCCUAGGCUCUCAUUUUGCUGGCUGGAGAGCUAUGAGGGCAAUUCACCACGCUGAUGCCAAUGGCGAUGGAUGUAUCAGCGAAGAUGAGAUGGAGGAGCUUAUCAAAUAUGCAAUAAAAUUGGGUUUUCAAAUGUAUUAGACUAAUAAAUCUAAUAUAUAUAUAUAUAUCAAGAUCGUAGGAGCUUGGAAUAAUCAUAAAAGAGUGCAAAUUUCUAUAUAAUUCUUCCUUUAAUUUAUGGUAGUUAUAAUUUUAUUGGCUCCAUAUCC